AUGUCUCGCACCGGGAGCCGCCUCGCGUCCGCCGUGGUGCGCCUCCCCGGUCGCUCCCGGGUCUCCGCCUCGCCCUCCCCUCGCCGCCGCUCCCUGUCCCCGUCGCCCUCCCCGCGCCGCCAGCGCCGCCGCGACCGGUCCCCCAUCCCCUCCCGCGACCGCCGCGGCGAGAGGUCCCCCGUCCCGUCCCGCGACCGCCGCCGCGACCGAUCCCCUAGCCCCUACCGCGACCGCCGCCGCGACCGGUCCCCUAGUCCCUUCCGUGACCGCCGCCGCCAGUGGUCGCCCUACCACAAUGAGCGCGGUCGGGACAUGGACCGGGUUCGGGACGUGGAGCCCCCGGCGCGCCGUGGCGGCGGUGGGGGAGGCGAAUGGUCCGCCUCCGAUGACGACGACGAGGAUCUCAAGGGCCUCACCUACUUCGAGUACCGCCGCGUCAAGCGCCAGAAGCUCCGCAAAAGCCUGAAGAAGUGCAUCUGGAAAGUCACGCCCAGCCCUCCUCGCCGUGACGACGAGGCCGACGAGUACCAGUACAGUGAGGAGGAGGAGGAGAAGGACAAGAAGGAAUCGCCCAAGAAGGAGUCAUCUGAGAAGAGCGAUGAGGAGGAGAACAAGGAUUCGUCGGAAUCUGAGUCCGAUGAGUCUGGUAGCUUAUCUGAUUCCAGUGAAUCAGAUUAUUCUAGGAAGAAAAAGAAAGGGCGUAAGGGCAGACGUUCUAGCAGCAAGCGCAACAAGCCUGCCCAUCGUCGCCACAGGAAGUCUGAUAUGGAGAGUGAGAGUGAUAGCAAGGUCGAUGAGGAUUCAGAGGGUUCCGAUGACUCUGAAGAUUCUAGGGAUAAGAGGAGGAGCAAGAGAUCGCGGAGGCACAAGAAGUCUAAGAGGAGGGGACGGAGCUCUAGGAGGAAGACGAGUAAGAGUCUGGAUGUACCAUCUGAUGUUAGCUCCGAGGAGGUGGAGGUGUUAGUCUCUAGCCCUAUCUCAACGGACAGCAAGAAAAUGGGCAAGAGCUCAAGGAAGAAGAGUAGCAGUCAGUCUGAUUCUGAAGAUUCGAUCCCUUCUGAUGCCAUCAUUGAUGAAAAGGAAAUUGAAGAGACAGAUGAGCCUGAGAUUGACCCAGAGGCAAUUAAGUUCAAGGAAAUGCUUGAGGCCCAGAAGAAGGCUGCACUGGAGAAUGAGAUGCCGGUUGGACCGAUGCCACUCCCGCGUGCUGAUGGUCAUAUUAGCUAUGGUGGUGCACUCAGACCUGGUGAAGGUGAUGCCAUUGCACAGUAUGUACAGCAGGGGAAGCGUAUCCCACGGCGUGGUGAGGUUGGUCUGUCUGCAGAUGAGAUUCAGAAGUUCGAAGAUUUGGGGUAUGUGAUGAGUGGAAGCAGGCACCAGAGGAUGAAUGCUAUCCGUAUAAGAAAGGAAAACCAGGUUUAUAGUGCAGAGGAUAAGAGAGCACUGGCCAUGUUUAACUACGAGGAGAAGUCAAAGAGAGAGCACAAGGUUAUGGCUGAUUUGCAGCGCUUGGUUUCAAGAACCAUUGGCCAAGAGACAGGACCUUCACAUGAUCCAUUUGCUGCUACAGAUGACUGA
Triticum turgidum subsp. durum (durum wheat) is the source of this 1578-nucleotide messenger RNA. The record is from the annotation of a GenBank genome assembly. NCBI's taxonomy places the organism in Eukaryota, Viridiplantae, Streptophyta, Magnoliopsida, Poales, Poaceae.